Molecule: messenger RNA, 579 nt
Organism: Phaeodactylum tricornutum CCAP 1055/1
Lineage: Eukaryota; Bacillariophyta; Bacillariophyceae; Surirellales; Neidiaceae
Exons: 1
Coding region: 1-579 (192 amino acids)
Molecular function (GO): protein binding
Source: RefSeq, a predicted model, not a curated record
AUGAUGAACGGUUCUCGCUUGACUUUCCUAAUACAGGUUUUCCUGGCGGCCCUGCUGUGUUCCGUAGUCAGAAUUAGAGGGAAUGAAGAUUUGUUCGUGGCUGUGCGAGCGGAUGAUUCGAGUGCCAUUGCACAGGCGAUCGAUGCCGGUGUCGACCUCAAUUCUAUCGGCUCUGGCGGCCAAACACCUCUUAUGCACGCCGUCUUGACCGGAAAGAAGAAAGCUGUCAUUGAGCUUUUGCAAAAAGGCGCCGAUGUAACAAUUGGGGAGAAGGACGGAUACACACCGAUGCACGGAGCGGGGUUUCAAGGCCGUUCCGAGAUUGCUCACGUCUUAGUCAAGCAUGGAUUGGAUCCAUCGGACCGACAUGCGGAUGGAUACACGCCGCUUCAUCGUGCGUGUUGGGGGAGAGAACAGCGUCACACAGAUACCGUACACGUAUUGCUGAUGGCUGGUGUCUCACCUUUGGAAGAAAGCAGUAGCGGACAAUCACCUUUGGAAAUGGCGCACAACAACCCGCCUACGCAAGCAUUGUUACGCAAAUGGAUAGAAAAGGAAGACCACCGAACGGAACUGUAA